Messenger RNA from Chlorocebus sabaeus (green monkey), 9588 nucleotides. It is a transcript of the gene C24H14orf180, whose product is annotated as chromosome 24 C14orf180 homolog. The record is from RefSeq and is a predicted model, not a curated record. NCBI's taxonomy places the organism in Eukaryota, Metazoa, Chordata, Mammalia, Primates, Cercopithecidae. Gene Ontology annotation, cellular component: plasma membrane.
UGUUUGUUUGUUUGUUUUUUCCUAUCCCCACACUCCUCUCCUGUGGCCCUGGCUUCAGGCCCCUCCCCAGCAGAAGCUGCAGCAGCCCCAGUGCAGUGGUGGGAAGGGCCUGGGCAGACUUGGCAGUGCCCACUGUCCUAUGCCCCUUGCCUGGCGCCCCAGCCUGGCCCUUCAUGCCCACCCCAUGCUGGGUAGGGAGGCCCCAUUGUGAGCUGCUGCCGCCAGAGGCCACCAGGGCCCAGCUCCUGAGAGGGUUCUUCUCAGGCCUGUUUUAGUGACUUCCUCUGAACUUCUUGUGGCUGGCUUCGCCGUGGGAUUGCAGAAAGACCCGAGAGCCCCGGGGAAGCUGGCAUUGAAUCACAAGCAAUGGCACUUCCGGCACAUCCAAUCAAUGUUGUUGUUCGUAAGAAAUGGAAACAGGACGUGGCAAGAAAAAGCCAGUUUCAGGAACAGGGCUUCUCCCCUCAGGCUCCGGAAAGGGCAGGGAAAGUCUCGGUUGGCCCAUGACUGGGACCCUGGAGUCCAGACCCGAGAUCCCCACUCCCAGCCACAGGACAUGGUCAACAGGUCCCUGCCUGGCUGCCCCACCUCUGGGAGCCCUCCUGCCACCCUGGCUGGCCUCCUGCAGGCUCUGAGUGAGGUCAGGCCCCGGGAACGAGGGAGGGGCUGCUCCUGAGUCCCCAGGGCCCUGGGCUGAGUGCACCCUGCUAAGCCUCCUUGGCCCUGCCCAGCUUCCUUCAUGCAGAGCUGCUGGUGCACGUGCCCCAGAAUGAGGCAGGCACUGCCCCACAGAGAAGGCUCACCCAUCCCUUCCCUCUGUGUCCCAGGACAGGGCCUUGGCUGCUGCCCAGGAUGUCCUGCAGCAGCCCCUCCCCCAGCCAGCCUGUCCCUCAAUGCUCUCCAGCAGGCACAAGACCAGAGAGCCACAUGCUCUGUGCUCACCCUGCACACCCACCCACACACCUCCCCCCAGACCUCCUGGUCCUCGAGCCUAUGCUUCCCACAGCCCCUACCUGGUCAUCCAGGCCAGCUGCCAUGGCCCAGGAACCUGCAUCCAUCCUUCCCUUGGCCACAGUGACACCCAAGGCAGUGCUCACAGCUCAUCCCUGCCCUCAGGGCCCCUGAGGGGUCACCAGUGCCACAGCCAGUCAUGUCAUGUUGCACUGACUUCCCCAACCAACCGCCUGGGGGCCAGGACUAGAGUUUUUCCUCCAUUGUCCAUGAAUCAUGGCUAUCGCUGUCGCAUGGGUUCCUGGAGGUCUGGACCACCUGCCACAUGACAUACUCAGCAUGACAUCACGAAUGAAGCUCAUGAGCAUCAUUUUCUACAGACCAGGAGUGUCCCAGAGCACUGGAUUGCAAGAGUAGCAAGAAAGUGCCAGUGGCUGGAGCACUGCUGUCUCUCACAGUGACUGGGUGGGCCCCUCUACACUGAGGUGGUUGGGAAGGACAUGCUUCCUAGACACACAGCACACACCCAGUGCCAGAGGAUGUGGCGACUUGGUUCGGUCACGGUACCACAUCUGGCGGCGCAGUUUCCAUGUGGGCUGACUCUGGGUUGGGUUGGGUUGGGUUGGGUUCGUCCGUCACCAUCGGCCAUGGUGCUGCUGGGUUUUGUGGACCAUGUGGGUGAAGAGAGUGGGAACAGUGGGGACAGUGGGAUUGGCCAUGCCUGUAUCUUUUGAGUCUUUGGGGAUGGUCCUAAUUUCUGCAGAUGCUCAGGAUGUGUGGAAUGACUCUCUUGGCCAGGGUCUUAGAAGCUUCCACUUAUUUGUUUGGGUUUUUUUCCUGCCCAAAUGGCUCAUAAUCAUUAGGUCAAGGAACCAAUGGGUGGGCUCUGCCAACUGCAGAGUACAGGCAGCUCCUUCCCUCGGGCACGAGAGGCUGAGGGUCCCAGGACCAAUGCAGGGUGGGCUUGUCCCCAGGUCUCCGGGAGCCCUUACUCUGCCCACGGUGGUGUUCUGGGUCCCCUGAUGUCACUGCCAGCUCAGAGCCUGUACCCACAGCUCUCAAGAUUGGGAGUCUCCUGCCCAGCAAAUAGUUUCUCUGGGCCCUGGACACUGACUUCUGCGCUUUCAGGCCAGCUGCUCCUCACAUGGCAGAAAGAUCAGGAGAACCUGCACUUCCCAGCGGGCCGGAGGGCUCCGGGGGCACCAGGGAGGGCGACACCAGUGAUGGGCACACCUGGGCCAAGGGAACUUUGGGCACCCAGGCUCUGGGCCACUCAGAAACUGCCAAGCGGGCACCUGUGUGGACCAGAACUGUGUGCCUGCCCGGCCAGCCUAACCUUGCCGCUUUCACAGGGAGGCACACGGGAGCCCCUCAGAACCUGCCACGGCCCUGCAAGGAAAGCAUUCCCCUGGGGCAGGAGGCAGCGACUCUCAGCCAGGCACUGACUGCCCAAGGUCGCAGAGCCAGGACAGGGUGUGGGCAGGGCCCUCCCUCCCCCCAGCUCUGGUGCCAAGCUCUUCCCAGUGUCUUGUGCCCCACGUCCCAGCAGCCGUGUGCAGGGCAGUCAUGACCAAGUGCGGCACCCAGUGCCCUGGCUCUGAGCCCACUCCAUAAGUUGCUGCCUCACGACCCUGCAAGGAGCUUCCUCCUACAGAGCCCCUGUCCUUAUCUGCCAAUGAGACCAGGCCUGGGGCUCAGGGGGCGGCGGGGAGGGAAGGGGAGCUAAGCCCUGUGAGGAGCUAAGCCGUUGCACACAAGCAUGCAUCCUGCCCGUCGAGCGCUUGGAGAGCACAGUUAACAGAAAGAGCCAACUCCGGAGAAUAUGGAGUUUUCUUCUGAGCCAGUAUGAGUGACCGCGCCCCAGGAAAAAGUGCACACACCCAGGGAGCCCUGAGUGGGUGGUCCUGAGGCAGCCAGAGCCCAGCUCUGCUUCCUAUGAGCUUUACUGUGACAGAAUUUCAGGCAGUCAUAAUUCAAGGAGCUCCUACAUCGGUUUAGCACAGAAAGGCAGGGGGUCUUGAAGCAGGGAGGGGACAGGUCAUCAGUGGGGCCAGAGAUUCUUUCACUUGCAAUGAGUUAAAGAAGUAAAGCUUUUUCUAUGAAUGUGGAGUCAUCAGAAACGAAAGUUUUAAGUUAAGAUUAAGAAGUCUUUUAACCGAAACACUGGGUCACAGUGGCUUGUGGGGCGCGUGACUUGACCCUGGUCUGGCGGCCUUCGGUCCUGUUUGUAAUUUGUGUCAGGGUCACAGUCUUCUGAUCGCUAGGUUAACGUCGGUACUGGUCGGCCCUGCCUGAACUCCCGCAGGGAACCGGGAGAGCGAGGCGUGUCUGCCCUCCCGUCCCAUCAUGACUGGGAACUCAGUUUUUCCAGUUCCUUGGGAGUCCCUUUGGCCAAAGGGGGCCUGUUCAGUGGGUUGGGGGGCUUAGGGUUUUAUUUUUAUUUUACAGCACGCAGCACUUUUGCACACUGACAGUGUGGCCUGCACAGCUCUGGGCACAUGUCCACAGAUGUGUGGCAUGCCUGCGUCACAGAGAAUGCACGCUUCUGGUGUGAGAAUGACACAGAGAAUGCACGCUUCUGGUGUGAGAAUGAGGCUGUGUGUGAUGUGUGGGAAUGCUCAGCCCCGGGCCUGCCGCAGCCAGGUCCCUGCAGUGGGCCCUCACUCCCAGAGACCAGGGAUGGCGCCCACAGUGGGAACCUGGGCUGACCGGCUGCCCCCAGGACCCACAUCUGCAAUUGCCCCACUGAAACCCAGACAGACCCCCACACGGCCUCCCCUCCGAGCACAGGACCCUCAGCAGGUCAGGGUGGUGGUGGAAGGAUCUCCCGGCCCCUCCAGCCAGGCCCUGAGAUGCUGCUGGAAAAACAGCUGUGACAGGCAGCUCCAGGAGCCCCGGCUCAUAUGGCUUAUGUACGGCCCCCCAGCCAGCUGGCUUUCAGGAAGAUACCGACUUUAUACACAAAAUUUAUCAUUGUAACAACGGCUCCUGUAGAGCGAGGAGGACUUUUACAGCCUCUCGGAGGUCAUGAAUAAUGGAGGAGAAGGAAAGGGGCCGCUUUGGUUAGUGUUCCGAGGGGCCCAGAGGCCCCCAUUAUCUCGGCUGAUGGGAGCAGCAGAGGCCCCAGCAGCUAUGGUUCUCACUCGCAGAGACCAGUGUGGUCAUCACCCAGGGCCCCCGCCACACUCGGAGCUGGGGGGAGUGUCCAUGCUUCCUGUGUUCUUAAUAAGGGCUCUGACUUGGUGACGGGGUGACCAUACAUGGCCCUGUCAAAAGGCCCUGCCUCAGUCUGAGAAUGACAAGCUGCAGGCUCCCUGGUAGGGGCCUGGACCUCCCACUCCGGGCUGUGACCUGGGGCAGGACUCUAGCUGCAUCCACAAGCCGGAAGAGCAGCAUAUCUCCAGGCAGCCACAUGUCAGGGGCCAGUGAGCAGACACCGGAGCCAGAGCGUCACAGGUCAGCCCCACACGCCCAGAGUCUUCUCCCCCAUCCUCCUACCUCCCUCCCCACCUGAGCUCUGUGGGGCCCUGAAGAGUCCCCAGAGGCACAAAUCCUUCUUUGCUUGCCUCUAGUGACGGGGAACUCACUAUCUCACUGUCGGCUGUUCCUCCUGUGGGCAGCUCUGCCUGGUGGGAGGUUCUCCCCACUAGCCCCUGCACAGAGCAGCUUGUGCCUGAGGAGCCCCAGCCCAGAUUCCAGCUCUCACCCAGAGCAUGCGUCAGCCCCUCUAAUCCCAAACCCACACUCCUCCCUCAUUUCCCCCAUUUCCUCUCCUCCUCUCCUGGACUCCACCCUCAGGCUUCACUCCCAUCAACCCCCAGGGUGCCCGGGCCGAGCCUACCUGUGACCACCACGUGGCAAAUCCUGUGGGGACCUCACUCCUUGUCCAUCCUGACCUAGCACUGGCUGAGUGUGCCAGCAGCAAAGACCUAUUCAUGUGGCCUCUGCUGGCCCUGGACUCACCUGCCACCCCAACCCCUGCCUGCCCUCUCCCACCCCCAUGCCUUCUCUCCAGGGCCCCCUCACGGUGAUCACGGUUUAUGGGGCCUCUCAUGACCCCAUCAGCCACCAUCCCCACCCAGCUGGAGACCCUCGACCAAGCCCUGUCAGGGAGUUUCCAGCGGUCAUGAAGCAGCUGACUACCCACUGCAGAGACGAGCACUGCGAAGACGCGUUCCCACUGCAGCAGAGGGAGCUGGGCUCAGGACGGCCUCAGCUGAUGGGGGUGCAGCCCUGAGCCCUGGAGACGCCUGGAGAACCUUUGGACCCAUUUCCACCACAAGCCCUGGUGCUUCAGUCAGCACAGCCUGUGCGAAUUUCCCCCUAGGCUGUAUGCCAGACAGGGGAAGGGCCAGCUUCCAGGCCUCUGUGCAAGAGCGCCAUGGCCAACUCUCACCCCCGGGCCAACGCUGGCCUGUCUUAGGCCUGGGGUCCUUCUGCUUCAACCAGCUGUGGACCCCAUCCCCAUCUCCCGGACCCACCAGCCCUGUCUUCUCUGGCCUAGGUCAGCCUAGAGCCUCCACACCCUCCAGUCCCACCCCCUGCCCCUGCCUGGAGCCACGUAUGAGGCCAUGCUGAGGCCCAGGGCUCUCUGCAUUCCAACCAGACCAUGGUCCAGAGAGGGCUGGGAGUCUGGGCCAGCACCACAUGGCCAUGACCGGAGUAGCCACAAUCACCAGCCCUGCAGUCUCCGCUCCCACGUGCCACCCCACCCCACCCCAGCCACCUUCCAGGACCACCCCAAGGAAAACAGCCCAGACCAGCCAGCUCGCUGGACUUUCCCAGCACUCAGGACCGCCCAGUCACCGGACAUGCUCCACCCUCCCGCUGAAUGACAGCUGGCCUCCGCUGCUGUGUCCCCGGGGCACUGCUCAGGGUGGGUGCACCACAAAGACCUGGGGAGGGUGGGGCAUCCCAUCAUUCCCAGCUCACGGGGAGAGAUGAAGGUGUGGCGGGGAUCACCUGGCUGAAUAGUGAGAGCCGGGCCCAAACCUGGGCACCACGUCGUUGGCACCACUGCCCGUGGGCACAUGGGCCCACCUGCUGGCUGCGGGCAGGACUGACACAGCCGGGCUCCUCCCUGGCACUUCCUGGCACAGGCACCGGGGACCCUCUGUGGACCCGGCAGCUCAGCAUUCCCCUGGGCCGGCCUUAUCUGGCCUUGCAGAGCCCAGGCUGGAGUGAGGCGCAGUGGACGGAGGCGAGGAGGGUGCAGCCGAGCCCUAUCAGAUAAGGCCAGAAAUACGACCCUGCUGGGACCUGAGCCCCAAGCCGAGCCAUCAGCUCGCUAAUAAAUUACACGGAGCCGGUGUCCACAGGGGCAGCCCGCAUCACCUUUCCAGGGAGCACAGAGAGGGGGCAGCACCCAAGGUCUGUGGGCUGGCCGUUCCCUCCCUUCUGUCAACGAGAAGGGUCAGGAAGGAGCUGUCCUGGAGGCCCCCGCCCUCAGGCGGUGCAGCCUGACCUCUUAAAUCCAGGAGGAGCAGCUCCAGCCCUGGGAAGCCAAGGAGAGGUUCCCAGAUCAGGCACAGGCGGGAGAGGGUUCUUGUCUGGCUCCAGGACCUCACUCUUCCCAGGAAGCCAGGCUGCCAGCAGGACCAUCCAGCCUUCCUCAGUGCUGUCCCUGGAACAAGGGUCAGUGCACCAUGGCCCUCCUGCCAGUCUGGCCCGCCCCGUUCGUGUAAACACAGAGCGCACUGUAUGCCAUAUUCCCCUCUACAAGAAAAGUUUGCUCUCCCCGCCCUGUACUGAAGACAGCGGCAAAGGGAGUGCCAGUCCCCUGAACCCCGCCCCGAUGGCCGCAUUGUGCAUGCUCAGAUGGUGGGUUCCAGGCCACUGUGCCCAGGCAGUCUCUGUGCACACUGUCCCCCAGCCUGGCACACCCUGGGCUCCCGGGGGUCCUGUAGCUUGACCCAAGGGAGAUGCACCCCCACUCCUAAGAGAGCAGCAUGGGUCUCUCCACACCUCCUCCAGCAGUCCCCUCAAACAGGUCAAAGUCCCACAAACCAGGCAGGGGUCUGCCCACAUGUGCCCUCACCAGCCUCUUUCAGGCCUGCCUGUACGUGCACCAGCAGACGGGGGGGGGGGCUGGCAAGGACGGGCCGCCAAGCCUGAGCCGGGCUGCCACCUCUGGGCUGUGUGACUUUGGACAGGGUGCCUCAACUCUCUGAGCUGCACUUUCACCUACAAAUGAGGGGCAGACUCAGCAGCUGCCAGGCAGGGCGGUUGGACACCCACCCGGGACAGACCCUGAGAAAGGCUGAUCCCUCGCCCCUGCCAUUCCUCACUGACCCAGACAUUGCCCCCUCCUGCCCAGGCAAUAUCAAGGCUCGGCCAGUGUGCCCCAAAACAGCAGUUUGGGACCCAUUCUUUGCCUCUCCCUCUGGCAACCCCAGCUCAGGACUCACAGGGGCACAGGGACACAGGGGCACAGGGGCCAGGGUGGGGCGGGCACCCUCUCUACUGUGGAGGCCCCAUGCUAGGUCAGGGUCUUACUGGAGGCUGGACUCUGUGAUCACCUCACCUCCCACAGCCCCACAGUGCCCUCCCUCUCCCACUCCGCCCUGAAUUCCAAUCCAUCGGUUUUUCCAAGAGCUGCGCAGCUCCGGAACUGGCCUGGGAGAGGGGCACAUUUGGGCCGGGAGGGGCGGGAAGAGCAUCAAACUCUGGUCUCAUCUGAAAUCCUGGUCUGUUGUCUACCGGGGGCCUGGGAAACAGCCACCCCCUUCUGCUCCGGGGCCAGCGGCCUGUCCUCGGGGUCACUGCUAUUUCUGCCAAAGGGGAGAGGUAAUUAUAGCCCGGCUGCUGUCAGCUUUGCAAUCCAGCAGAGAGAGCUGGAGACGGAACGAAGGCCACAACAGACCCGGCCCCGCCGGCGGGCAGUGGCGCCUCCAGACCAGAGCCCUCGGGAAGGAGGCCUGGGCAGGCCUGGCCCGUUCACCCGUGUGCCCUGCAGUUCUGCCUGAGGCUCAUCUCUCAAGGGCCUGGGAGGGGUGCUGCCAGCCGAGAGGGUCCAGGACCUCACUGGACUGUGCCCCACAGGAAGAGCCUGAAGAGCCUGUUUCUGUCCCUCAGGGAGCCAGGAGGGAGCCAGGACCAUGUUCCAGUAAAUGAGGACUGCAGCAGGAGCCUUGAGCCCUGACUCCCGGCCAGAGACACGACAUCAGACCAGAAAGAAUGAGGAGGCCGCGUGGGGCCCACGGGCAUGCAGGGCAGAGAGGGAGGACAAGAAGUGCCCCCCCUCCAUCCUGAAAAGGAGCCGGCAGGAGCAUCCCCGCCCAGGGGCCGAGCUGCAGAGGACCUCGAGGCGUGUGCGGUUCCAAGAACCCCCAGCGGUGACUGUCCACUACAUUGCUGACAGGAACACCACGGCCACUGUUAGGGUGCCCGGCAGGCCCAGGCCACACAGCGGCUCCCUGCUCCUGCGGCUGUGCGUGUGCGUCCUUCUCGUGCUGGCCCUGGGCCUGUACUGCGGCCGGGCCAAGCCCGUGGCAACAGCACUGGAGGACCUUCAGGCCCGGCUCCUCAGCCUUGUCCUGCACCUGCAGCACGCGGCCCUCACCUGCUGGCACGGCCUCCUGCGGCUCUGAUGGGCAGGACGGGCGGGGCUUCCCAGAGAGCUCAAGCACUCCGGGGGCUCUGAGACAGCCUGAGCCCUGGCCCUGCUGCUUGGUGAAUCACGAGGGCCAAGAAGGGCUGCUGCCUGGGGGCCGACUGGGAAAAGUGGGACCCAUGGCGUGAGACUGGACAUGGGGGGCACAGUGAGCAGCCCUGCCACACUAGUCAGCACAGCCCUCCUGUCUCCUGUGUUGGGUCCACGUGAGAUUUUAUUAGAAAGAGGAUUCGACUGCUAACAGUUGGGGCUCCCUAGGCUCACCCAAAGACCCCUCCCUUGUCCCAGCAGGAGCUCCUGCUGCUGCUAGGGCCCGGCCCAGCCAUUGCCGUGUGCACCCGCUUGAGGAGGGGGGCACACUGCCUGUGUUCAAGGGGCUGCUCGGAAGAGGCAAACCCAGCCUUUUGCAAUUAGGGCCUGUGGAGAACCCAGACCUUGAAACCCCACAGGAAGGGUUUGGUUGUCAAGGUGGGUCCCUCUGAUGUGAGGUGCCAUCCUCUGAGCCCAGGUCUGACCCCCUACUCAGUCCCAUGAGUCUGGAGAGGCCCCAGGGGAGGACUCCUCAUCGGGGACAGCUUCGGGUGUAGAAGUUGAGGGGACAGCAAGGGGCCCAGACACCCCCGGCCUUCAGAACAGCCAUCUGUGCCCAGCUCUGCAGGCUGGGGGCACCCAGCCGAGCCCAGGACCAGCCAGUGCCACCCACCAGCUGGGGCCUGUAGGUCCCGGAGACCAUCUGUGGUUGUGGCUUUGUCACCAGAUUGCAGAGCUGAAGGGAGCCCUGUGGGUGACAAACACUAGGGGCCCCUCCAGACCCUACAUGGGGGGAGGGCCGAACAAAGCAGGGAUGCCCACGGUUAGGGACCAGGCAGAACUGCCCCGGAGAGACACAGGGACAAUUAGACCAGUGUCCUCGAGGCUCACCUGAGAGGGAAGGGCACAGCUGACGACCUGUCUGAUGGUUCCUCUCUGUCCCACCACUUAACUGGGAGACACUGCUCUAUUAAAACUCACCGUGGCUUCCUUCA